GCUCGUACUGGCCAGCCGCCGCGCUGCUGCGUCACUAUUGGCUAGUACAGUGCGGCAUCGGCCAAUCACGGGGCCAGUUCUCCAGGAAGUGCCCCGUGCACGUGUCCAUCUGGGCGAUGGUGGCGGCAGCGGCGCUGCGCCGCGGGCUGUGUGCGCUGGCGGGCGGGGGCCUGCUGCUGGGCUGCGCGUUGGCAGCCGGCGAUGAGCGGCUCUACACGGCCGUGAUGCCCGUGCUCCGCGCCCUGCCGCCCGAGGCCGCCCACGGCCUGGCCCUGCGCGCAGCCGCCUCCGGCAUCCUGCCACCUGCGCGGCCCGACAGCCCCGGCCUGGAGACGCACGUGUUCGGGCGGCACUUCCGCAACCCGGUGGGGCUGGCAGCUGGUUUCGACAAGCAUGGCGAGGCUGUGGACGGGCUGUACGGGAUGGGCUUUGGCUUUGUGGAAGUGGGGACGGUGACGCCCCAGCCGCAGGAGGGCAACCCCAAGCCCCGGGUGUUCCGGCUGCCGGAGGACAAGGCCGUCAUUAACCGGUACGGCUUCAACAGCCACGGGCACGACGCGGUGCAGCGCAGGCUGCGCGCCCGCCUGCCAGCGCAGCGCCGCCUCUCCGAAGCGGGAAUGCCGCUCGGCAUCAACCUGGGCAAGAACAGGAGCUCUGUGGAUGCUGCUGCCGACUACGUGGCUGGUGUACAGGUGCUGGGUCCCCUGGCUGACUACCUGGUGGUGAAUGUGUCCAGCCCCAACACACCAGGGCUGCGGGACCUGCAGGGCCGGGCCGAGCUGCGCAGCCUGCUGAGCAAGGUGCUGGCGGAGAGGGAUGCACUGCCCUGCGAGCGCAAGCCGGCCGUGCUGGUGAAGAUUGCCCCGGACCUCAGCGCACAGGACAAGCGGGACAUCGCCAGUGUCGUGUGCGAGCUCGGUGUGGAUGGGCUCAUCGUGAGCAAUACCACGGUGAGCCGCCCCCACGGGCUGCGGAGCCAGCGGCGCAUGGAGCCCGGCGGGCUGAGCGGGGCUCCGCUGCGUGAGCUCUCCACGCAGACCGUGCGGGACAUGUACAUGCUCACAGAAGGCCGCGUGCCCAUCGUGGGAGUCGGGGGCGUGAGCAGCGGGCAUGAUGCACUGGAGAAGAUCCGUGCUGGAGCGUCUCUGGUGCAGAUGUACACGGCGCUGGUGUACCGCGGGCCACCCGCCGUGAGCGCCGUCAAGCGGGAGCUGCAGGAGCUGCUGAGGGAGCAGGGGUUUGACAGCGUGUCCGCGGCCGUGGGAGCCGAUCACCGCGGCUGA
Molecule: messenger RNA, 1283 nt
Organism: Nothoprocta perdicaria
Lineage: Eukaryota; Metazoa; Chordata; Aves; Tinamiformes; Tinamidae
Gene: DHODH
Product: dihydroorotate dehydrogenase (quinone)
Exons: 9
Coding region: 117-1283 (388 amino acids)
Biological process (GO): pyrimidine ribonucleotide biosynthetic process; 'de novo' pyrimidine nucleobase biosynthetic process
Cellular component (GO): mitochondrial inner membrane; cytoplasm
Molecular function (GO): dihydroorotate dehydrogenase activity
Source: RefSeq, a predicted model, not a curated record